UAGGUAUCGAAGUGAAAAGACGUGGGUCUGUCCCAACUGUAGAAUGGACCAAGUCCCUACCGAGAAGCGGUAUCUGGACGCCAGAACAACCGACGGAUUUGUGCCAAGUGCCCACCGGGCAGAAGCCUGGACGGACCUUCUGUUGCUACGGAGGCUGUCAGGCGACUCGCUGUCAGAACUUACUAAAGCUGAGAGGCGGAGAGUCACAGAGCGGGCGCAGGACUAUCGUUGGCAGGGACCGACGUUACAAAAACGAAAAGUCGAUGAUGACGGAGGGUCUAGCUGGUUGACGGUUCCACACCCUCUCGCUAGGUUCGAUUGGACACGAGCCGCUCAUGAAGAGGAUGCGGUCCAUUUCACGGUCAAGUACACGGAAAAAGCCAUAGAAAAGAACGAAUGGUACUGGUCGGGAAUCCGAGAAGAUGUGAAAUACAUCGUUCAAAAUUGUCCGGCCUGCGCGGCGGACAAGGCGCCGGUACAGAUGCCUCGGACGAUGGUGCCCACUCGUGUAGAGCGCCCCUUUCAGAGGGUUAGCAUCGAUACGACGGAUAUCAACGUUCCGAGAGGUCCCGUCGAUCAAGGAGAACUCAAUGUUCUUUUAGUGGCCGUCGAUCAUUUUUCAAAAUGGAUCGAGGCGUACUCUAUGACCAGUCGGAAUUCGCAGGAAGUAGCCUGGUACGUAAAUCGAUUUUUGUGCAUGCAUCUAGACGUAGAAGAGGUACACAUGGACAAUGGGUCGGAAUUUCAAGGCGAACUAGAACGUCACCUAGUCAGGGCGGACGUUAAGAUUAUCUACUCGCCGGGGCAUUGGCCUCAAGCCAAUGGCCUGGUAGAGAAUGCCACCCGACUGAUUAAGACGGCCCUUAGACGGAAUAUCACUGCGGGAGACACCCGACCCUGGCCGGUCAUUAUCAACCACAUUUUGGCCGUUUAUCAGGCUACCCCACACGGUAGUACCGGGGUGUCCCCCUUUCAACUUAGAACCAAUAGUGUCCCUCGGGUGCAAUUGUCCCCCUUAGUAGGUACGAAAGUUAGAGCAACACGGGCCCAGAAUCGAGACAAGGCCCGCCACUACGUGGACUUAAUGGCUAGGGCCUAUCCCCCGUUAGCUCGCCGUCGACAGCAGGUCGUAGAUCGGACACAUCAACGGCAGAUCCAUGACUACGAGAAUCGACACGCGUCGGCGGGACCACUGCCCCGCUACAAAGUUGGGGACUUGGUGCAGGUAUGGAAAUCUGCGCGCUCCUCCAAGAUCCACCCAUGCUACACAGGCAUUUACGAGGUCACGGAAGUUGGCGCACAGGGACAGCACUCCGUGAAGCUGAUUCCCCGUCACAACUCCCAGGCCCGACCGCUGACACGGCACGCUGCCGCACUCCGGCUCUUCCAGCCAUCGCUAGGGAGCAGGAUGAACCAUCGCCAGCCGGAGCAUGAGCCCCUCGAGCACUUCCAGACGCCGCUUGCAGAUCGCUUGUUGCGGCAUUGGUUCAACGAGGAAAGGCAGUUGCGGUACGACAUCCAGCAGGUGAACGUGCCAGCGCCCGGGGUUGCUGAUUUGGCGGCGUACUUGUUGCUUUGCGAUCAGCUGACAUAUGCGGGGGUGUACGUGGACGUGACACAGUUGCCUGGCCGGGAGACGACCCGAAUAUUCAUUGAGUUCCGCGCGCUCCAGGUGGCACCCAACUUCGUGCACAGCGUUGCCACCUUCAUCGGAGACUUGACGAUCCUACCGCAGCCGAAUCGGGAGCCGACGCGCAGCUUUGUGCGCGAAUACGCGGUGGAAGCGGCCAGAUCAGUGGCCAGAUUGCAAGGACGGGGGGGACACCGAUUCACAGCCCACGAAGUGCUGCUGCGUAGGGCAGAGGACGAACCGAUUGCGUUGGUGCCGCAGCUCCCCGCGCUUCUCCCUCCCGCUGCUCCUCUCAACUUCCAAGCUAUUCCCCCUUUCUUCGUGGAUCACGAAGACCACUGCAUCGGGGAGCACUUCGUCGUCUACUACGUCAUCACACGGCCCAAGCCAGCGGAGAAGGAAGGGACGGUGGCGUUGUACCCCUUCGCCCAGCUCCAGAUGAUCGAUCCGGGAUUGCUGGAGCUCAUACACCUUGAGCUCCUCUCCAUUGCGCAAGUGAUCGCGAGCGAGGAGGAGGAGAUCCAACCACGAUUGCGGACGGCGACGGCCCCACAGAGGACGUACAACGUGGUCAUCAUCCCGGAUUUCAUUGCGCAGCGGGCGGAGAGGUUGGAGGACUUCCCGGGUAAAGGCCGUUGCGGCCUCCCUCGUCGUAUCCUCGACCAGCGCCACAAAAGGCCCCUAAGAAGACGCCGAAGAGGAAGAGACGCCACCCGUCGCCAGGAGUGCAAGGUAGCAGGAUCGGCGGCGGCGAGGAAGUGAUUCAGCCUGCGCGUGCGGCGACGUUCGUUAAGGAGAUAGUGGUGCCAUCGCCGCCCUUUCCGCGUGUGCCCGAUCUC
Chara braunii is the source of this 2469-nucleotide messenger RNA. NCBI's taxonomy places the organism in Eukaryota, Viridiplantae, Streptophyta, Charophyceae, Charales, Characeae. The record is from the annotation of a GenBank genome assembly.